Molecule: messenger RNA, 1469 nt
Organism: Schistosoma intercalatum
Lineage: Eukaryota; Metazoa; Platyhelminthes; Trematoda; Strigeidida; Schistosomatidae
Source: the annotation of a GenBank genome assembly
GUGUUGUAGGUCAGUAACGUGUUCGAAGUCAUGCGCUACCACCUCUUGAUUUUUCCUUCGACUUUCAGAUUGUCCUAAUCUCCGCCCACGUUUACUAAACUUCAAAAGAUGGUCAUGCAAUCACAAUUGAUCUAAAUAUCAUUUUUCAGCACGAAACAUCAAUGGCAAUAAAUGAAGAAAAUUUCAGUCGGUUACUUACUCAGCAAAUUUCUGAUAUUGAAGCUACUGAACAGGAAAUUAUUAUCCUGGAAAAAUAUAGAUCAGAUUAUGAGUCUGUUAGUAAUAAAAUUCAGGAGUUGCAAAAGUCUGUAUAUAAAGAUGCGUAUAUUCCAUUCAGUCGCAAAGCGCUUGUCCGUGGACGUUUAAUUCAUACAAAUGAACUAUUAGUGUAUCUUGGUGGGACUGAUGACUAUUUUGCUGAAUUAUCUGUCUACGAAACAGUUCAGUUGCUCAGUCGUCGUAUUAAACGGUUACAGAUAAAAUUAGAUGGAUUAUGUCAACAAAAAACACUGUUAAACGAUAGAAUCAAUUACACAAAACAAUUGGUCUCACAAAAGCUAGUUUCUAUACCGAAAGAUUCCUCCAGUUGUACUCGUGAUCAAGUUGUAGAAGGUAUUGAGGAUGAUAAAGAAAUUGAAAUUAGAGAAGAGUAUGAUUCUGAUGCUGAGAUUGAAUGGAGGAAAAAACAUAUAAAUAGUCGGAAACAGGAACGUAUUUCCCAUGCAUCAAGAUGUUCCCCAGUACUUACUACUCGUCGAGUGUCGUUUGAUUUAGUUGAGCAAGUGCUUGGAGAACAGUAUACUGAUUAUGAAAGUAUUUCUAAUUCCGAAUCUGAUUUUGAUGGCGAAAACUUGUCGACUAUACACUUUCAACAUUCAGACACACCUUCACCUAUUUCAAGAGAAACAGUAGUCGAUGUUUCCACUCUUACUGUUGCAGAAGCUGUCAAUUUCGCCCUCAAGAUUUGCGACACACACGGUAAAAAUAAAGUGUUCUCUGUAGAACCACUCGGUGAUAUUAGGGAACAGCAACCAAAUGUCUUAGCAAAAGCUGUCAAUUUUACCUCCGAAAUGUCCAGUACAAAUCAUCAAAACAAAAUGCUUCCAACAAAACCAUUUGGUGAUAUAAAUGAACGGCAACCAAAUGUCUCAGAUAAACCAGAUAUUCCUCCACCCAUCAUACCAAAUGAAAGAAAACGAUGUUCACUGUUCCGUUCUUCUCGUAUCAGAGAUUCCAAACCUGCAUAAAUUUGUCUGGCGUUGUGCUUUUGUAAUCAUUCACGAGAUUUCCUUUUUUAUAUUUUUCGAUUACCUAGGAUCAUGAUUUUAUUCACACUUUGUAUAUAUACUCAUCAGAUUCUUUGUUAAUAGUGUUUGUUGUAUGAAAUGCAAACACAUUGUUUUUGUGCACAUUUUAUCAUUAUUUUGUCGAAAAAGAUGGCUUGGUGAUUAAUAGCAUUCAACUUUCAA